AUGGACACAGACACUACGCUUCGCUUGAAGACAUCGCUUGCAACAGCACAUUCCCAUUAUGAUCAGGUCGUCGCCGUCUCGCAAAAGAUCAUUAAUGAUUCAUUCGACGGCCUCUACGACCGGUAUCCCGAGUUCAAGAAGCUUGCCUUUCGCAAUCGUCGCAUUGGAAGCAUUGAUGCAGAAUUGCUCUCCCCGCGCAUCUUGCUUGGUGGUGGUCUCGGAGCAGAUCUUUCCCUGGCCAGGUGCCUCUAUGUGAUGCGCUUUGCCAGUGGUACGCUGACCAUGCCGCCUGACGACGAAGAUGAUCCGGAUAUCAUCGAAGACAUGGCCGGUUGGGAACUUGCAGUCACGAUCGACCUCGGCAACCAGAGCGUCGUAGUCAAUCAAGAUGCGGACCCAGACGAGAAAGCGCGCCAGGAGGCGCAGUUGAAAUUCAUUCAGGAGAAGUUCGAUGUCCCGGGUGAUUACACCAUCGAAAGACUCUUCGCCAAGCUAUCUGAUGCGCACUGGAAAGAUUUUGAUUUCAACAAUUCCAACUUCGGGGUAGUUGACGGCAAAAAGAGAUCUUGGGGAAUGCUGAUUAAACAAUAUCCUUUCCUCGAGAUCGAUCUCCAAACCAUGUUGGGACGCUGGGUCAAAACCCAGGAGACUCAAGGGCUGACAACGCUGGGAUAUAAGUUUACUCUCCCCCCACCUUCACAAAUCGAUCCUCUCAAACCAACGUAUCAGCCGACUGCCAUGUAUCACCAGAUCUACCCAUACAAAAAUCCUGCGAAAGGUGUCCCAAACCCGGUCGUUUCGUACGAUCCUCCUGGCGAUCUGAACGCAUUACUGUACUGUGAGAUGGUACAGGGCCAUCCUUUGCCAGAUGACAAGCAAUUGGCCUCGACAGGGAUAUUCACCACUCAAGCCGCCACGAUUGGUGGACCUCGCAUUGAUGGCACUUUUGCCUUGAGUCAUCAAUUGUUCUUAGAAACAUUCCUAUUGCCAAUGCUUCAACCUUUCAACAAGACGUCAGAAGUAUUCCCAACUAUACCGAGUGCCACUUUUGAUGGAAACACGUCCACCAUUCACUGGAACUACUCUGUUGGCAGCGACGGAGUGCAUAAUGACUCGAAAGACCCAAUCUUUGCUUUCAAGCCGGUCUUCGACCCGCAAACCCCAUCCGAUGCGAGAUCUUACAUGUUCACCAAGGACAAUAGGAUGAAAAUGAGUCCAUCCCCUGCGAGAAACCCGAACAAUGGUGUCUGUGGCAGCUUUGAGAGUGCAGGAAGUCCGACUGUGACUGUCAAGUGGACGCCCGGUGGGCGCAGCUUUGAUGUCCAAGGUAUCACAGAGUACUGGUAUGACAUUGAAUGGGCAGAUAACGAGCAGAUGAUUCGGCCGUUUGGCUUCCUUAGAGACAAGUUCCGGUUUACAUGGAAUAUGUCCAUCGUGAUCGAUAACAUUGACAAUGGAGUGAUGAAAAUCGUUGUCAAUGCCGGUGCUAACAAAGAUGGUGAUGUCAAGGUUGAAUUCGUUCAACACGAGAUACAGCAAUCGUGGACGCCCGAGGGCCAAGACCAGCGGAUUCGUAAUUUUAUAUCUGGCCAAUUAACGACACACGUUGCCAUGCUCGAGAUGAAUUUGCAACAAGCAUUCCAAUCCAGCGGAAAAUUUGUGUACCCAGGCAACGGCACAUUCAAAUUCUCAGAUCCCUGCAUCGGAAAUACUGGCGAAAUUCUGGCAGAGAUUGAGUACAUGCCGAUUGAGCACGGUAAAAUCACCAUUCCAACUCCAUCAAACGUUAAACUUGCAUCAGCUACGCAAUUCGCUUUCAAGACAACUCCAGUCCAGGCUCCCACCGUCGUGCCCACGGUGAAGCUGGCAUGGGAAGCUUCCAGCCCCGUCAAAGCCGCCGGAAAAGCUGUCGAGAUUCUUUUGACAGGCACAAACCAGACGGAGAAGCCUAUUGCGCUGAACUCAAUCCAGAUCGUGAUUGUGGCAGACAAAACUGGAAAAGGCCUCGUUACAUCUACAAGGUUUGCUCCCGCCCAGUUUACUGUGGGAGAAGAGGAAAGACCAGCGAGUACACAGUCGAAUGUGUACCAACUCAUCCACAAAUCUGUCAGUGGGUUUGGAGAUGUCAAGUUGAUGCAGGACGCAGCAGGGGGUGGCAUGACUGAGCUGAUUUUCAUUGCGAGAGGUGGUGCUGAGCUUGGCCCUGGAAACAGCGUGACUCUUGCCCUGUUGGCAGAUACGGGAGUCGCUGGAACCUAUCCCGUCCAGAUCACAGAGAGCUGGCCACCUGUUGAGGGACUGGCAAGCCAAAGCUUUGCGCACCCCGUUGAUGUAAUCUUGAAGCCCUAGAUAGUAGAGAGAUGGCUCUGGAUAGGUCAUCUACCGCGCAAAUAGCUCUGUC
Molecule: messenger RNA, 2401 nt
Organism: Hyaloscypha bicolor E
Lineage: Eukaryota; Fungi; Ascomycota; Leotiomycetes; Helotiales; Hyaloscyphaceae
Exons: 7
Coding region: 1-2349 (782 amino acids)
Source: RefSeq, a predicted model, not a curated record